AGAAUCUUACGCGCUUUCUUGUUCAAAGUCUACCCAAUUUUCCCUCUCCUCUCGCCUUCGAUCAUCACUCACAAAUAUACAUCUCCGAGAAAAAAAAUACAAAUUCUCUGGAAAUCUAAUCGUGUUUUGAUCGGUGAAGGAGGGGAGAAUCCAGCUCAGUUUUGAAUGGGGUGCUGCACCAGCAAGAGCGCCGAUUCCAAGGCCAGCCGCACCGCUCGCUGGCGCUCCACCGGAAUUGUUGCCUUGCGCGACUCCAAAUUGAAGACAUUUCCAGAUGAAGUUCUUGAUUUGGAAAGAUCAGUCCGCACGCUUGAUUUGACGAACAACAAAUUAGUUGAUGUGCCGACGGAGAUAAACAAACUGAUAAACUUGCAGCGGCUGGUUUUAACAGAAAAUGUUAUUGAGCGUCUACCAAUGAACUUGGGGAAGCUUCAAUAUCUAAAAGUUAUGGCACUGGAUGGCAAUCGGAUCACCACAUUGCCUGAUGAAUUUGGUCAAUUGGUGAAACUGGAGAAGCUAUCAAUAUCCCGAAAUUUGUUACUAAACUUGCCUGAAACUAUUGGGAGCUUGCGGAAUUUGAUGCUGUUAGAUGUGUCGAACAAUAAGAUAAAGUUUCUUCCUGAAUCCAUUGGCAGUUGCUUUUCUUUGGAGGAAAUUCAAGCUAACGAAAAUUCUAUUGAAGAGCUCCCAUUGUCAGUUUGCAAUCUUGUUCAUCUAAAGUCACUCUGUUUGGAUAAUAACAAAGUGAAGCAGAUACCUCCAAACUUGCUGAAAGAUUGCAAAAGCCUGCAGAAUAUAUCCCUCCACGGCAACCCCAUUUCUAUGGAUGAUUUUCAACAGAUGGAAGGCUUUGAAGAUUUUGAAGGACGGAGGAAAAGGAAGUUCGACAAACUGAUAGAUUCGAAUGUGAUGAUAAACUCCAAAGGCCUCGAUGAGGGCGUCGAUCUAUGAGAUGCUUGCUACUUCUGCUGCAAAUAUUGUUAGGCUUCUAGAUUCUUGCAGUUGCCUGAUUUUCUGAUGUACCAUUAUUUAUGACAUAACUGGCUCUCCUUUUUUUCCCUAUGUUUCAAGAUGUAUAGUGGUUUGAUUGGGUUUAUUUGCAGUGGAAGGUUUGCUAGCAAAUAAAUGUAAAUGGCGUUUUUGUCCUUGCCACUUGGCAAUUAUGUAUGGGACUUGCAGUACCUGAUUCUGUAAACAUUUAUAAAUGCAUCGAAUAAAUUGUUGUAUAUAAAGGGCA
This is a messenger RNA of Salvia hispanica, 1237 nucleotides long. RefSeq names its product Leucine-rich repeat (LRR) family protein. Gene Ontology annotation, cellular component: cytoplasm. Lineage: Eukaryota; Viridiplantae; Streptophyta; Magnoliopsida; Lamiales; Lamiaceae. The record is from RefSeq and is a predicted model, not a curated record.